AUGAGCAACUCUAAAAAUCGUGAAGAAUGUCUGCAAUCGCGGCCGGUGCGCACGGCAGGCAAGGCCAUCCAAUUCUGGGGCGAGCAACAUCGUGCGAGCCAAUACCUCGAAAAGGCUAGGUGCCAUUCUCACUACCGCACAGCAGGAAAGAAGCAGAAAAGGACGUGUUCAAUGAAAGUUCUGCUUGUUGCGUUAAUUCCCUUGGUGGGAGCGUUUCUGAAUUCAAACAGCAGUCAGCUAAAAUCCAGAAGUCCGGAGCAGUCUGCUAUUCUCUCCCGUCUCAAGCGUUCCAACGCAGCUUAUGGACGCUGUCAAAGUGGAUGGACUUACUUCGAAGAAUCGCAUGCCUGCUAUAAGACUUUCACACACUGGGUAAAUAUGUACGAUGCCGAAAGGUCAUGUAGGAAUUAUGGUGCAUAUUUGGCUUCAAUCCACAGCGACGCAGAAAAUUAUUUCGUUGCCGAGCUGUCAAGGAUGGGUAAACCAUGGACCGAUUGGCAUGAUUUGACUUGGAUAGGCCUGAAACAACCUAAUUCACACGGUGAAUGGUUCUGGACUGACGGCACAAGGGUUGACUACCUGAAAUGGGCACCAGGUGAACCUAAUGACUGGAAGGGAAUACAACACUGUGUGACGCUAAUCUGUGAUCCUCAUGCAGACGUCGCGCUUUCUCAUAUCUACCUGGGAUGGGACGACUUUGAGUGCAGCGGUAAUGUAAGAGCGUACGUAUGCAAAAAGCAGCUGCACUAUGUGCUGCACUACUAA
This is a messenger RNA of Cylicocyclus nassatus, 765 nucleotides long. Lineage: Eukaryota; Metazoa; Nematoda; Chromadorea; Rhabditida; Strongylidae. The record is from the annotation of a GenBank genome assembly.